Molecule: messenger RNA, 1878 nt
Organism: Penicillium macrosclerotiorum
Lineage: Eukaryota; Fungi; Ascomycota; Eurotiomycetes; Eurotiales; Aspergillaceae
Product: phospholipid:diacylglycerol acyltransferase
Exons: 3
Coding region: 1-1878 (625 amino acids)
Biological process (GO): triglyceride biosynthetic process; lipid storage
Cellular component (GO): cytoplasm; perinuclear endoplasmic reticulum
Molecular function (GO): phospholipid:diacylglycerol acyltransferase activity
Source: RefSeq, a predicted model, not a curated record
AUGUUGCGCCGCCGCACGGCCAAGGACGACACCCCCUCGUCCCGCGACGACAACAACACCCGACUAUCCCCGUCUCCAAAAGAAGAGGACCGACUCCGUGCUGAGUUCGAUGGCGCCAAGGUCAAACAGCUGGUCAUCCGCCCACGGAGCAAACGCCGCAAUGGAUUGAUCUUCGUGCUGGGUGGGCUUUUCGGUGUUUUUGUUGCCCUGUUCUUCGCGAACCAGCAGGAGGUUAUCUCCUUGGAGUCUUUGCUGGAUCUGAACCUCGACUCGCUGAUUGAUGCCAUACCCCAAGGAAUUGUACGAGAUGCCAAAGAAUUCUCGCAACACGAACGCGAUGCCGUCAGUUACGACUCCUUCUCUGUGGGGCUUCACCUUCAAUCGCAGGGCGUUGAGGCAAAACAUCCCGUGGUGAUGAUCCCAGGCGUCAUCUCAACAGGCCUUGAGAGCUGGGGAACCGGGGCCAAUUCGCGACAAUACUUCCGCCGACGACUAUGGGGCAGCUGGACCAUGAUGCGAGCACUGGUUAUGGACAAGGCCGAGUGGAAGAAUCAUAUUAUGCUCGACCGUGAGACUGGUCUGGACCCGCCCGGUAUUAAGCUACGCGCAGCCCAGGGAUUCGAUGCAACGGACUUUUUCAUCACCGGUUAUUGGAUUUGGAACAAGAUUCUGGAGAACUUGGCCACGAUUGGCUAUGAUCCGACCAAUGCGUUCACAGCAGCUUAUGACUGGCGAUUGUCCUACCUGAAUCUCGAGACCCGCGAUAAAUACUUCAGCCGACUCAAGUCAUAUAUCGAGACGGCGGUGGAGGUACAAGGCGAGAAGAUCACGCUGGCAUCGCAUAGCAUGGGCUCGCAGGUAGUCUUGUACUUCUUCAAGUGGGUGGAAAGUGAUGAACAUGGCAAGGGCGGAAAGGACUGGGUCAACAAGCACGUUGACUCAUGGGUAAACAUCAGUGGAUGCAUGCUCGGUGCUGUCAAGGGAUUGACGGCCGUGCUGUCCGGCGAAAUGCGUGAUACUGCACAGCUGAAUGCAUUUGCCGUCUAUGGCCUGGAGAAAUUCUUAUCGAAGGAAGAGCGCGCAGAGAUCUUCCGUGCCAUGCCAGGCAUCUCCAGCAUGCUUCCCAAAGGUGGCGAAGCCGUCUGGGGCAAUUCCACAUGGGCACCCGAUGACCAACCUGGGCAGGUGGUGAGUUUCGGCAACUUGCUCAACUUCCGUGAGACGAACUCGUCAUGGACACAGCGCAAUCUCACCACCUCCGAGAGUCUGCAAUACCUGCUGAACCAGAGCGAGGAUUGGUACAGCAACCAGGUGUUAGGCAGCUACUCCCAUGGUGUCGCGCAUACCAAGGCCGAGGUUGAGGCAAAUGAGAAGGAUCCACGCAAGUGGCUCAACCCGCUGGAGGCAAGACUACCGCAUGCCCCUGACAUGAAGAUCUAUUGCUUCUAUGGUGUCGGAAAACCCACUGAGCGUAGCUACUUCUACCAAGAGGAGCUUGAUCCGCUUGUCAAUCUGAAUGUCAGCAUUGAUACUACCGUCACUAUUAAUGAGAACAUCGACCAUGGUGUCGUGAUGGGAGAAGGUGAUGGCACCGUCAAUCUGCUUAGUACGGGUUACAUGUGCGCCAAGGGGUGGCAUAUUAAGCGGUAUAACCCUGCUGGCUCGAAGAUUAAGGUAUUCGAGAUGCCUCAUGAGCCUGAUCGAUUUUCACCUCGAGGCGGUCCCAACACUGGGGACCAUGUCGAUAUUCUCGGGCGCGCCUCCUUGAACGACCUCAUCCUCCGAGUGGCCGGCGGAAAAGGUGACGAUAUUGAAGAUACCUUCGUCUCAAAUAUCCGCGAGUAUGCGGAGCGUGUACAGAUCUUUGACGACGAAUAG